GAAUUUCCAGAGUAGAUAUUUAUACACUUCCACAGACGCUAGGCUAUAUGUACUUAUAAAGGAGUUAAAUCUUGCCACUUUACAAUUUUAAACGCCCAAGCAACAUCCGGGUCAGGCAUUUAGUAAGUACAAAAAUCGUCAGAAACAUAUUGAAAUAAAUAAAAAUGACUGAAAGUUGUGAUAAUCGAGGCAACACCAAGGGUUGUGCAGGCCCAACCGGGAAAAAGACGACAAAGGAUAUCGGCCUCUAUUAUCAUCGAGGUAGGACUAACAGCAGGCCUAGCAACAGUACGUUCGAAAGUUUACUCGACGGGGACUCAGUGCAGAAAAUACAAGCAGAAAUUUUAUCCCUUAAAAGCUCCGUUCAAGCAAUUAACAUACUGAAAAUGUUGCUGAAAGACCACGAAAGUGUAAUUAAGUCUUUAGAGCAGGAGCUAAAAGAAAACAAGAUUUGCAUUGAACAUUUACAAUCCAGGUUACACAGAAAUAAACUCGAUUCGUCUGUGAACCUCAAAGAACAUGAAGUGUUUGUGCCUGGGCACGACAAAGAGGUUUUGAACGAAUUGUUGAAAGAAAAUAUACGUUUGCGAACAAUUCUUAAUGCAAACUACAGUUCUGAAGAGGUUGCAGAAGCAAAGAAAACAAUUAGUGAACUAAGGUCAAAGGUUAGUGAAUUGUCUAAAGAACUGAAUUUAAAAGAGACAGAUUUCAAUGACUAUCUGAAAGCUAUGAAAUCUUCUGACUCUGAAAAGGAUGUUAUGAUUAGUAAGUUAAAAUCUGAGUUAAUCCAGUACUACAAACAACGUAGCUAUGAUGAUGAUGUCCGUUUCACAUUGAGCGGGGAGGUUGCCCAGAUGAGGUUAAAGAUUGAGAUAUUGGUGACACAGAUGGGUAACAUGGCUAAAGAAUUAAAAGAUUAUGAAAAAAUAGAAAAGGAAAUUGCUAAAGAAAAGAGGUUGAUGGAGAAAGAGAGUAAUGAUUCUGGUCUGAGUUUGGAGGAUCAGUGCAAGAGCCUGAAGGAACAGACAUCAAGUUUAUCUAGAGAAAACACCGAAUUAGCUAAACAAUUAAAAGACGUAAUUAGUAUGAAUACCAGAUGGCAAAAAUAUUCUGACCAACGUGAAGCACAUGUUAUAAAAUUAACAGGAGAAAAUCAAGUAGUAAUAUCACAAAAUAAAGUCUUGGAAAGUGACUGUCAAGAAUUGCGGCAAAAACUUCAGGAAUCUCAGAAAUGUUUAAAACAGAAGGAAAAAGAGCAAAAAGAAAGUGUUGAUGCUGCUGUGUUAAGCUUGGAAGCAGAUUUAGGUAGAGCUAAUGAACACAAUGCAAAUCUUCAAAAGCAGAUUGCAACACUUCAGAACGAGAGUAAACAGCGACGGGUGUCAUCUCAAGAUUCUGAACGCAUUAUGCUUUUGGAGCACCAAGUAAAGAUGCUAACAGAGGACUUCAAUUUAGAAAGGAAAGACCGCACUAAUCUUCAAGAACGUCAUCAAAAACUAAUAGAAAAGAACGAUCAACUUACUGAAAUCAUUGUUGGACUCCAACAAAAAGAUUUAAGUAGUAAACAACAACAAUAUCAACAACAAUAUCGACAACAGUAUCAACAACACUAUCAACGAAUACAGCCUCGAUUUGACCCAAUGGUCAUGCAAAGCAGGUGUGGUUAUGACAACACAUUUGCAAAUCAGAAACAUAAUUUUCCUGAUGAGGUAGAGGUAGAUGGACUAGGAGGUCAAGAUUUCGCUGAUUUCGAUGUAACUGAUGAUAGUGGUUUAAGUAGUAGGAAAAAUGAUAGUCCAGUAAAUAGGUUUGAUUUAGGCCAACAGGCCGCUCGAAAUGAUGGCACCAACGAUGGGGAUAAUGCUGAUGCUAAUAGUUUGGAGGAAGAACAGCUGUUGAGAUGCCCCCGGUGUUUCCGAGGGUUUAAGAUUUUGGAUCAUGCCUUGUUAGUUGAUCAUGUCACAACCUGUGACGGACAGGAUGAUGAUCUAGAAAUUGGUUGAAUUUGAAGUACUCAAAACAAUUAAAUUAAUAUUUUGCAAAUACAGUAUUCAGUAGCAAUAUAAUGGUGCUAUAAUAAUCAACAGUUAAAUAAUAACAAAAGAAAAUAUCAAUACUAGACAAAAUUUACAAUUCAAUAAAGUGUUUAAAGAAAGAUGCUAUUAUGCAUGUAUUCAAUAAUUCAUGGUGGUGCUACAAUAAUUAACAGUUAAAUAAACAGAAGAAAAUAUAUCAAUACCAGAAAAAAAUUUUCAAUUCUAUAAAAAGUCUUCAAAGAAAGAAGGAGAUUGUGUUAUCAAACUUGUAUUAUUUUGACUACUGUAUUUAUUUUUUGGCCAGUAUUUGACCUAUUCAGUACUUCAUUUAAAUUGGUGCUUCCUUAGUCACAGGGUAUAACUAUUGUAUUCACUAGCAAGUGCAAUGUUCCUUUCAGUAUUAAAAAAUGAACGCUGCUUUGAACUAACUUGAAAAGUUAUGGUUUAAAUUCUUCCGUCCAACCCGCAACAGUAUUAUGCAAAUCGAUGGUGCUUUAGUUAACUUUUAUACUUUAUUAUAUUGAAUACUUCAACUUAAAAUACUUUAACUUAUGCAAUAUAUAAAGUGAUAUAAUUGUAUUACAUUAUUUAAACAUUAUUAAACGGAGAAAGUAACAGUUUUGUCUUAAUACUUUGAUGUUAGUUUUUCAUGGAUAACAUUUUAAGGACUUUAUAUGUGGGCCUAUACAAUUUUGGCUUCAAAUUUCCUACUGGAAAAAAGGAACGUUCUGUUUCAAUUUAAUAUUUAGAAAAUAUCGAAAAAGUUAAAUGCUAUUGCUUUUAAGGUUUAAAGUGUUUCCUUUAUUGUUAAUGAUUUGAAUUAUGUAAUGAUUUCAUUAGUUUACUGUUUUUUCAACAUUUAAAAAGAUAAUAAAAUUAAAUAUUUUGAAGUAUAGGUCUAUAUGAUUUUGACUUAAAAUGCCCUAAGCCAUGUUAUGUUGUAUUUUUAAACUUUACUAGAAAUGUUUAAUUUCUAUUUUGCGAAAGAAGUUAUUGUUAAUGCAAGUUUGCAUGAUUAAUUUAAAAGCAUAUCUGUAUAUAUUGGAGAAGUAAAUAUGUUUGCUUGUUAAAUUUUACUUUGGUUUUCAUAAUACAGUUUACAUAUAAAAGAAAUUAUUUUUGUAAUUAAUGCACACUCAUUUCUUGAAGUGGUGUAGAAAAAAUAUUAUUAAAAAUAAUAAAAAUAAAUUAUUUAACUU
Anneissia japonica is the source of this 3235-nucleotide messenger RNA. RefSeq names its product spindle assembly abnormal protein 6 homolog. NCBI's taxonomy places the organism in Eukaryota, Metazoa, Echinodermata, Crinoidea, Comatulida, Comatulidae. The transcript is spliced from 2 exons. The record is from RefSeq and is a predicted model, not a curated record. Gene Ontology annotation, biological process: regulation of phosphatidylinositol 3-kinase/protein kinase B signal transduction; mitotic cytokinesis. The coding region runs from base 165 to 2003 and encodes 612 amino acids.